AUGGUCUUUACGCCUGACUAUGUGGCCCCAGAUGCACCGCCAGCCUUUGAAGACAUGUGCGGCGAAGUGUGGACACAAAUAUGCCGUCACGAAUGCGCAUUCUCGCCAGACAUCUUCUUUGACAAGAUGAUGAACCUCAUCAAGAACCCCAACAUCAACUCGUCGUGGCUGUUCCGCGCCGACAUUGUGUACGAUGACGCCUCAUCGCCCGCGCGCAUUGGGGAAGUCGAAGACGAGAGCAGACCUAGGGUCAGGGAGGUCAAGAACAUCCCCAGGACGAGGAUAUUGAUACGCACCCUCGUGCCCAGAAAUACGCUCCGGGACGCCCCCGUGAACCAGACCUGCACGUUCCACCAACACUCCUCGCAAGGCGAGGAGGACCUCAUCAGAAGUUUGGUCAUUUACAUCCCGCAUGUUGACUCUGUCGAGGACUACCCCUUUUACCACCCCAAGGUCAGGGGCGUAGCGCACUACCAUGAAUGGGAUGCGUCCACAGGUGCAGGAUUCAUCUCCAUUCACUUCCUCCCAUUUGCGGACAUUCCCGUCGCCGCGGACAAGAACCUGCAAAGAAUUGCCUACCAUCUGCUGGAAGUCUUGCACAAACAUGGCGAGGGCGUGGCCAAGGGUUACGUCAAGCGCGUCCAGCACGACAUGAUUGUCCCGCAGAUCAAGUUCCAGGAUCGAUACGCGGAGCUCAAGGGGAAGUAUGCCAGAUCCCUUAUUGGCGAAUGGGACGAGAAGACCGAUCCGGUUAAACAUGUCUUUGAAGAUCUCGGCAUAGCGGCCUUCUUGAUCGAGAUGUGGAUGACCAUGUACCGGGAGCACCCCUUCCCCGGGUUCGUCGACAUUGGCUGCGGCAACGGACUGUUGGUGCACAUCCUGAAUCAAGAAGGAUACUCUGGCUGGGGGUUUGACGCUCGGUCACGCGGAUCAUGGCAGAAGUAUGCUUCCCCGUGCUCCGCGUCGCCAACGGGCUCAUCUCUCGCUCAGCGCCUCCUCUUGCCCUCUAUCAUCCAAUCCACCACGUCGUCCCCUAUGGAUCCAGCGACGACCCACGACGGAGUCUUCCCGACCGGCACCUUUAUCAUCUCCAACCACGCCGAUGAGCUCACCCCUUGGACGCCGCUCCUCGCUACCUUGUCAUCCAGCCCCUUUCUGGUCAUCCCUUGCUGCUCACAUGCACUGUCCGGCGCCAGACAGCGUCACCCGCCCCCAAAGGACAAGUCUAAGGGCAGCUCGACGUACGCGAGUCUAGUGGAAUGGACAAGGCACAUCAUGGAGCGCUGUGGGUGGGAGGUGGAGACCGAGACGUUGAGGAUACCGAGCACACGAAAUAUCGGCCUCGUUGGCAGGCGGAGAACAGCGGAAGAGGUGGACAUACUACAGAUCAUCGCCGAGUUUGGUGGUGCAGACGGCUUUGCGAGUAAUGUCGAGCAGCUGCUGAAGGGUGGCCCGCGAGGUCAUUGA
This is a messenger RNA of Emericellopsis cladophorae, 1467 nucleotides long. RefSeq lists its product as uncharacterized. The transcript has a single exon. NCBI's taxonomy places the organism in Eukaryota, Fungi, Ascomycota, Sordariomycetes, Hypocreales, Bionectriaceae. Gene Ontology annotation, biological process: tRNA methylation. Gene Ontology annotation, molecular function: tRNA (uridine) methyltransferase activity. The record is from RefSeq and is a predicted model, not a curated record. The coding region runs from base 1 to 1467 and encodes 488 amino acids.